UAACAUACCUAUACCGACGCCAUUGAACCCAAAACCAUACGAAGUCACCGGCGUGACGCAGACCAGCGAACAGUUUCCCAGCAGGAGCAUGCAUUAAUCCGAUUUACUAUCUUUAUUUUGGCCUGCACCCGCCAACCGAAAUGGACACUCUCGCCCCAACACCCUCCACGCCCUCUCCCCAGCUUUCCCGCGCUGUCCCUGACCUCGCCCACGAGGAGGAACAUGAAGAGCUCGCCCAGAGCACCAGCCAAACCGAAGUCUUAGAUCUCCCAUUGCUGAGAGAAUCGGAAACUCCAGCACCGCAGCUCUCGUCACAGCCGUCCGGAGAGGCGGAGAGACAUCCAAAGGGGAAGAGAAAACGAACUACAGCAAAAGACAAGGCCAUACUCGAGGCAGCCUACAAUGCGAACCCCAAACCCGACAAGGCAGCGCGCCAAGACAUCGUGAACCGCGUCUCGUUAAAUGAAAAAGAAGUUCAGAUUUGGUUCCAAAACCGCCGACAAAACGAUCGCAGGAAAUCACGUCCCCUGUCCCCUCAGGAGAUAGCCGCGCUUCGGUACGGCGGUAUGCAAAUACUGUCCUCGGACAACACCCUUCCCGUGUAUACGUCCGAGCCGGAGCAUACAUCGCCCAUCCAAGCUGUUUUAAGUUUAGAACAGGAAUACUCCUCGCCUCGGGAGGUUGCCUCGCCUAGCAGACUUGACCACCACGAGACCGAGCAGAACCACGAAGACACGCUCCAGGAGGACACUCUACCACUACCAGAACCGCAAACUCAACCUCAAGAGGAGCAACAAAGCAUGCCCCACCCUGUAUACGCGACUCCCGCCCAAAAGCAAAGACACGCCGGUGACGACGACUCCCUCCUAAUGUCUCAGCAUUUGCCAAGCUCGGUUGGCUAUCUGUCCAACCGAUGGAACCACCCAGCCCACUCCCACGUCCUAUCAACGCCUAUCAGUUUCAACCGAGGAGAUGAUUCCUUCAACAACUUCCCCCCUUCAUCAUGUUCGUCUUCGACCUCUGCGCUUCGUCCGCGCCUGUCGACGGGUCUGGACGGCAAGGCAGAAGUCGUCACCUCGCCGCCACAAAAUCCUGCCAGCCUCCCACCAUCAGAGCUGCAAUCGUUCGACUCGGCAUGCCGGCCCAGCUACCACCGUGGCCCCAGUGAAUCACCAGUCACUUUACCACCCAUCUCCACCAUUACUAACAGUCUUCCCUCGUCUCAAAGCGCUGCCCCAUUGCUGCCUCGCCUCACGCGCGGGAGGUCGCGCGACGUUCAUGCCUGGGAGUUCGCUUGUGACGCGGAGAACCGCGAAGACGCACUGACGGUGCAAGCCAAGCACGAGAGCCGGGGCUCAGCAAUCGCAGCUAUUAGUCUGCUGCGAUCGACGAGUUCGAGCACCGCCGGCGGAGGCAGCCCGUUGCAACCGAGCAGGAGCAACAAGCGCAACGCCAGCAUCAGCGGAAUGACCCCCCGGGCAGACAGUUCGACCAAGAAACCCCGGCUGACGAAAGGGCUGAGCGCCACGGGAAGGCUAGAGACGCCCAACAACAACAACAUUUGGGCUGGAAAGAGACAAUCCCUUGCAGCAGACACAGCGGAUUUCAGUUACACCAAACCCAAGUCCUCCUCCUUGUUCAUCUCCCCACAAGGCAACGAGUCGGACAAAGAGAACUGGAGUCCAGACGAGAACGGAAACCCCCGCUUCUCCUACCACCAACCUUCCUCCGCCAUUCGGCCAACGAACCGACGACUGCUCCCCUCCGGUCCCUUGUCGUCAUCAAAUUACGAAAAGACAACAACGACGAAUCCCCGCCGAACACCGGCCCGUCAUGCCCUAAUAGAGUCGAGCCCGUCGUUUUUGUUAUCCGGCAACCGUGCCAACACUGCCCCUUUUUAUGGCGGUGGUAGGGGGCAGUACCGCGGAGGAGGAGACAAACGCGGCGGAGGAGCUUCUGAGCUGAGGAUCUACGAAGACUUUGCGACGCCGAAUCACAACAGCCCGACUGCUUCCCGCCGUGCUCCUCCUUUUGAAGAUGAUGGUCUUGAUGAGGUCGAGCGGUUUAUGCGUGGGGAAGUCAGUCCGAGCAAGAAGGGGGAUGCGGAUGCUGUUGCUGGAUUGCUUUCGUUGAGUCAGGGGAAUUGGCGGUGAUGAGGUCUGGAUGGACAGCGUUUGACGCCUGAAGGUUUGGGCAGUCGUCGGGAAGUGCAGCACUAUCAAGUCGAUACUGAACGCGGAUUUGCUUCGGGCGCUUAUAGGCGUAGUGGGAUAUUAGCGGUCUUAUCUGGCUCCUUUGUGCUAUAUUAUAUCUGUCAGUUAUUGUCAACGAU
This is a messenger RNA of Neurospora tetraspora, 2332 nucleotides long. RefSeq lists its product as uncharacterized. The transcript is spliced from 3 exons. Gene Ontology annotation, biological process: regulation of DNA-templated transcription. Gene Ontology annotation, molecular function: transcription cis-regulatory region binding; DNA-binding transcription factor activity, RNA polymerase II-specific. Lineage: Eukaryota; Fungi; Ascomycota; Sordariomycetes; Sordariales; Sordariaceae. The record is from RefSeq and is a predicted model, not a curated record. Gene Ontology annotation, cellular component: nucleus. Bases 141 to 2153 code for a protein of 670 amino acids.